Molecule: messenger RNA, 285 nt
Organism: Arctia plantaginis
Lineage: Eukaryota; Metazoa; Arthropoda; Insecta; Lepidoptera; Erebidae
Source: the annotation of a GenBank genome assembly
AUGCCCAACAUCUCCAGGUGCCCAACUUUAACACGAAACAAGAUCGGCCCUUCCUUUGGUAUGGCGCAUACUCCAUUCUUGGAAAGUAAGGACUACUCAGCGAUGGGCAACCUCAACCUUUUCCGCAACCUCACCACGUCUGUGGACUUUAGCGCUGGGUUAAAGAAGUUCGAGACCCCUUUCAUGAAUAGAGGCUGGAAACCUAACUACGGACUCACGUUUAGCAGAUCUUUCCACUUAAUUAAAGUUAAAUGUUCAAAUUUGCUGUAUUACCUUAAAACCUAA